CCGCGCAGGAGCCAUCAACGUGUUUACCUGAACGUCGAGCAGAAAAAAGAGAAAGAUAAAAAAGGGAGCAGACCAAUGCCAUCUUUAACGGCUAGCCGCGCGCCUCUCGUCUCCGGAGCUGCUCUUACACAACGGGCGAGGAGGAGCGGCGAGCAGGUCGCGAGGAGGAGCCGCGGCAAAUGGCAGCUUGUGCAGUGAGGAGUUUCUCUAAUGUGUCCGAAGCAGCUUCAGAUUCUGAUGACGAAGACAAACUCCACAUCGUGGAGGAAGACAGCAUUUCAGAUGCUCCAGAUGAAAAGCCAACAGUAUUCCAGCUCAGUGCAGCACAGCAGCUACACAACGGACACACAGAGAAAGAUGGUAACCUGGGGCCGGAUGCUUUGAUACGGGAAGUUAGAGUCAAAGAGGAAUGUGUAACCGAUGACGAGAAUGAGGAAGGCAGGGAAAAAGAAACACCACCGGAAGGGAAUGAAGGAACCAUUUAUCCAGAAGUCCCAGAGGAGGAACAGAGCACGCCAGAGAGAGGAGGCCAUGACGAGAAUGGUACACCUGAUGAGUUCUCUCAACUCCACACGUGUCCAUACUGUUCCCGGGGUUACAAGCGGCACACGUCACUCAAGGAGCACAUUAAACUGCGCCAUGAGAAGAGCGAGGACGAUUUCAGCUGUUCGCUCUGCAGCUAUACCUUCACAUACCGCACACAGCUUGACCGGCACAUGACUGCUCACAAAAACGGACGAGAACAGAGGGCUGUGUCACAGUUGGGAGGAAACAGGAAGUUUAAGUGCACAGAGUGUUUUAAAGCCUUUAAAUACAAACAUCACCUGAAGGAACACCUGCGCAUCCACAGCGGCGAGAAGCCAUAUGAAUGCUCUAACUGUAAGAAGCGCUUCUCUCACUCUGGCUCCUACAGCUCUCACAUCAGCAGCAAGAAGUGUGUAGGAUCGCCCCAUGCUGUUAACGGCCUGCCUCGCACCCCUGGGGUCAAAGCUGCACUCACCCUGUCGCGGCCUACGCGCAUCCUCUUGCGGGAGAAAGUGGACAUUACUAACAAACCUUUACAGGAACAGCUCCCACCCAAACAAAUUAAACAAGAACCCGUAAAUCAUGAACUCAAACCUGUCACAACUACACCAGUUGUUACCACAACCACUACCACCACCACUGCCACCACAAAUAAUGGGGGUGGAAUUCCCAUUCAGAAUGCUGCCCCUCAGGGUGUGGUACAGACUUUGGUUGUACCUACUGUGGGUCUUGUCCAGCCAAUCAGUAUUAACCUAAGUGAUUUACAGAAUGCUUUAAAAGCAGCAAUGGAUGGAAACGUGAUCCGGCAGGUAGUGGCUAGCACAAACGCUAACGGAACUACCGCUAAGAUAGUUGGUCAGUUGCAGCCACAAACACAAGCAGUGGUUGUGCAGGCUCCUCAACCCCAGGCACAGAUGAUCUCUGCCAUCUCUCUGCCAGUGGUGGAUCAGGAUGGAAAUGCCAAAAUUAUCAUCAACUACAACGUAGACCCACAAAUCAGUACAUCAAAGAUGAACACAGUGCAGCCUGUAUUAGCACAGACAACUGUGGCACCACCAAAGGUGGUACAGGUCAACUCAACACAACAACAAAAGGUGGUACAGGUCAACUCUGCCCAGCCUCCAAAGGUGGUACAGGUUAACUCAGUCCAGCCUGCAAAGGUUGUGCAGGUUAACUCAGCCCAGCCUCCAAAGGUGGUACAGGUUAAUUCAGCACAGCCAAACAUCACUCUAACCCAAAUGGCAAGCACCCCUAAGCCAAUUUCUACACAGAUAAACAUCCUUAAACCCAUCCAAACAGGUAAUUCCAGUAAAACACCAUCCAUCUUCAAGGUAACCAAACUGGUCCAGUCACAUCCUGCACACACAAAGCUUACUCAGCCAACAGUGCUGCUGCUGAGGAGAACAGAUGGGUCACAGGGUCUGGUGGUCAGACAAUUAACAACUGUUCAUCCAAACACACAGAUAAGUCCAAUCAUAGAGUCUAAAAUCACAGAGCAGAAGUUAAGCCCAGAAAAAACAACACUGGCAGAAGAGCAAAGAUCAUGUGCAGAGCUGAACCAGACUGCAGAAGAUACCAUAACUUCCAGGGACAGCUGCCAGCCUGAAGACCUUAGCAGCACUUUGCUACAGGACAUUCAGAUCAAAACAGAGCCUAAGUCUCCAGCUGAGAUUGAACCCAUUAUUCAGACAGAUGAUGGAGCUGUACAGAGAGAGAGAGGAGGAACAGCAGCAAAGAGUAUAGGCUCAGAAUCAACAACAGCUCACAGUGGUGUUGCUUGUGGUGACGGCUUCCAUAACUACGCCACAUGUCUGUUCUGUGACAACAGCCCGAGCAGCGCCGAUCUCCUCAGCUGUCUCAACAGUGAUGAACAAGGAUCUCUCUCCUCUCUUCUGGGAGAGGACGACUCUGCACCACCAGUGGAGAGUCUUCUGCCCCUUCUUAAAGCUUACAGCAAAGACUCGCACCCCAGUGAGGAGCAGCUGGCUCGAGUUGCUGAGUCAGUCAGUCUUCCUCUGGAUGUAGUUAGUAGGUGGUUUCAAAGAAUGCGCUCCAAGAAGAUAUCACUCCGACCCCCCGGUUAUCCGACAGAAACCUUAGAGCAGACCUUAGAAAACACUCCACCAGACCCAAGUACUGACACUGAGCCCCAAAUCCUCGACACUCCAAGUGAACCCCAUGAAGACUCGUCAGUGGAACAGAACAGUGCCCCUUCUUCUCCACUCACUCCACUCAACCUCUCCACAAAUGAUCUUGUCAUAGUAAAGACAGAGGACUCAGAGGAGGAAGUGCAAGCUGAACCUCUGGACCUCUCCCUCCCAAAGUCCUCCUGUAAUAACGCUAACACCUCAGUUCCCGCUUCAGUGUCCACCACCAAGCCAUCUGUUCCUGCCCAAGAGGAGCCCCUCAAUCUCACCUGCCUCAAGAAAGAUACAUUGCCUAGCAAUACCAUUUAUGUCACACAGCCUACUACAGGUCCAAUAAACAUUGUAGCAACACCUUUGCCAACGUUGGUUGCCAUAGCAGAGCCGGGUGGAGUUCCUUGCCUCCGAGCUGCCUUCUCCACCAACAAACGCACCAUCCUUAUCCCCCAACUGUCAUAUACCUAUGCCACCCCCUCAGCCAACAGCAAGACUGCUAACACCACUUCCUCCAACCAGGCUAAAACCACCACCACUCCACCAUCCACAGAAACACAAGGAACAGCCAUACCUAACGGCAGUCACGAGAGGUCCAAUGCUGGGGGUGAAAACGUGUCCACAUGGGAUGGGGUGACUGACAGUGACCUCUCACCCAGUAGAAAGCGGAGGAAGAUGCAAGGUGGCCAGUACGCUUGUGAUCUAUGUGACAAAAUCUUCCAGAAGAGCAGCUCAUUGCUACGACACAAAUACGAACACACAGGUAAGCGUCCUCACGAGUGUGGCGUGUGUAAGAAGGCAUUUAAACACAAGCACCACCUGAUUGAACACACGCGUCUUCACUCCGGAGAGAAGCCCUACCAGUGCGAUAAAUGCGGCAAACGCUUCUCACACUCCGGCUCCUACUCCCAGCACAUGAACCAUCGCUACUCCUACUGCAAGAAGGAGGCUCACGACCAACCAGAGCCAACCAGCACACCCUCGCAGCUCGACUCAGACGAGAGAGACAGCGAGGCAGAGGAUGAGGAAGAAGAUGAAGAACGAGAGGGAGAGAGAGACAGUAAUGAGGAUAUGGAAUUUUCUGGCUUUGACAUGAGCGAAAUACGAGUGGUAAGAGUUGGUGAGGACUAUGAUGAGGAGGAAGAAGAGGAGGAAGAGGGAGGUGGAGAAGAAGAGCAUGUGCUAGAGGAAGAAGAUGAAGUGGAGCUGCAAGAUGAGGAAAUCAGCACUCUGGAGGAAGAAAUGGUGGAACCCAUGGACUGCACAGAAGAAAACACAGAGGAGAUGGGGAAACGAGCGGAGGAUGCAGACGUUACUGACUGUGUGGAAAACAUGGGCUCGACUACAGAGGAGGGAAAAAACAACUGAAAAAAAGAACAUUUAUUUUCUCUAGUAACUGACAGUUGAUGAAAGAGUAAGACUCUUGAGUUGUUUGUUGAGUCUUACUGAUUGUGGGUUACUUUAGAAGCUGUGUUUCAGUAUUUUACUGUGUAUGAAGCCCAGGUGUGCCUGAUCCUCAAACUUUUUUUUUUUUUUUCUGGUGAAGGAAAAAACAAUUUACAGCAUUUCAGUCAAACAAACUAGACAACUUUAAAGCUUAGUUGACUAGUUACAGUUGAAUUGUGUUACUGGACCACAACCUCCAGGUAUGUUCGUCAGUGUUACUACAUGUUUUUCCUUUGAAACUUUCCGUCUGUACAGUCAGGUGAGAUUUCUAUACAUUUUUAUUGCCAAUGAAGUUUACUAAAUCAGUAUUUUAUCAGUAUGUCACUAUGUUUUGAGAGAUAAAACUAAAAUGCACUGCAGGUACAUUUAUGGAUUGUUUAUUUAUGGAUACAUAAUGCCUCAAGAUUUAGAUACCGUUCAGUAUUCUUAUUUUAAGUUGGCCAGCCAGUGUUAGCAUAGCAUUUUGUUUUGCCAUCUGCCUGUCCGCCUUAUGAAGGAAAUGUGUUUGCACUUCUGUACCAUGAGAUCAUCUAUAAAGAGUGUCAAAUAAUCAGUAAUCCACAGACAAUUACGACAAUGUAUAUUUCAUUGCUAAAUUGAGUGAGUAAAUCAAAAUUCUGAUUGUCAUAUUAAUGAGCAGCUAAUUGAUCUCAGUACCAUUAUUGAUGGUAGUCUGCUACAUAUGCAUAACAUUUGCAAUUAAGCACUCCUGAUAAUGCCUGUAUCAGUAGCUAUAUUCUGUAUGUCCAUAAAAAGGUCUUUUUUCUUUAUAGAUGGUACAUACUAUGAAGUGCACUUUUCUGUGGUAUAGUAAGUAGGAACAUGGCACCAUUUAAAAGAAAAGAGAAAAAAAUUCAGUCAGGGAAUUGUGUGUCACGACCUCAAAGCCAGUGUUAUGUCUGUUUUUAGUUUACUCAAACAGGUUUGUUUUAGUUAGGGGUGCACUAAGUUUUACACAGCAUGAUACUGACAGUGCAAUAGAAGUACCUGUACAUGUACUUUCAUUUUACGAGCUUUUUCAAUUCAAAUUUAUCGCACCUUCCAGUUUUCUACCACCCCCUCCACAUUGAGUUACACGUAUUGCUGAACAGCAUAUGCAACUUCUUAAGUGAGAUUUUCAACUGUAGAACAGAUGUUUACGUAUCAUCGCAACUAAUGUAUUCUCCUAAAAUUAUGAAGCCAAUACUAUGCGCUUAGUGGUCUCAGUGAUUGGAAAUGAUCCCGAUUUUCACAUCAUGUGAUAAUGGUGCACCCCUAAUUCUAGUUAAGACUUGUUUUAAUGUGUGAUUUUGUGUCAAUGUUAGAUGAUCUACGAAGCGUUCUAAGGAACCCCACACCCCCAGCCUUAUGCAAGACCGCCAAGCUGUAAGUGCCAUUCAUUCCUAUUAACCCUCCACUCCACAACCAAAUAAAAUCAUUCUAAACUAUCAGCCAGUUGAUGAAGAAUCUCAAAGCUUGAACGCAGUCAUGUUAAGUGUAGUCUUUGGCCGAAGAGCCAAGAAUCAACAUUUGGUUGAUUUUAGAGUGUUUGAUGUAGCAUUGGAGUGCUCAUGUCAAUUUAUUCGCUGACAUUUCAGCUUAUAAUAGAUGGUCAAAUCUAGUGUUUACAACAAUGGAGAAGUAAAUCAUGGCGUAGAUGUUGGACUGAUACCAUGUGUUUAUAGUUUUGGUCUUUGCUCAGCUGCACCUGUGUGAAUAUGUCGGGGGUGGCCUUGUGAAUAUACUGCAGCUCACUUUGGCUUAGUACCGGGGCCGGUGCAGAACCGAACGCCUGCCUCAGUUCAGCGUUUAUACUCAAAUACGUAGGUUUGUAUGAUAGUGGUUUGGAACCUUAGCAUCAAAGGGCCAUUGUGGAUCAAACUGUAUUUCCCCAGUGAAGAAAUACCAGACUUUGUUAAGCUUACUCACAUUUUGCCUGAUGGCAAUUACUUGGCAAGUGUUUUGCUCAUUAGUUGGAACAAAGGCUAAGACCCACCCUGGUCCUUUGAAGACAGAGGCCAGCUGUUGGAUUAAGGCAUAGGAGAAGUAGGAAGAAAUGGCAUAAAAACUGAAGGAAUGAAUACACUAGUGAAUUAGUUGAAGGAGUGCACUUGACGUAUGAGGCACUUGAAAGAAGACGUAAUGGGUGAAUGUGAUUUUAAUGUUGAUUUCACCAUAACACAUUACAGUAUUAUUCAUUGUGAAGUUUUAUUUCUAAAUGUUUGUUUAUAUUAAUGCACGUGUAUAUUGUGUAUGUUUUUACCAUCAGUAUUAAAAAGUCUUUGAUGAUGAUGUUUAUUAUUUUUUAUUUCAAAGUUGUUUAUUAUUCCACAUGCAGUGUACAAUGUUAAUACACUUUGUAUUUACUUACUACAGUAGGAUAUUUUUCAGUACAGUAUUCUAACUUUAGUAUGAAAUCAAUGCCAUGAAGGAAAUGAAGCCCAAUUACAGGAUUUACAGAAAUGUAAAUAACAAACAUCUUUAAACAGAAACAUUUCAUUUAUCUACCACCCAUGGUUUGUAUGUUGAAUUUACAUUAUUUUUUCAACAUAAAGCUGAACCUUAAACCUGUGAAUAAAUAGUAAACAUGAUUUCAUGGAAUAAUA
This is a messenger RNA of Pygocentrus nattereri (red-bellied piranha), 6694 nucleotides long. It is a transcript of the gene zeb1a, whose product is annotated as zinc finger E-box binding homeobox 1a. The transcript has 10 exons. The record is from RefSeq and is a predicted model, not a curated record. Bases 180 to 4031 code for a protein of 1283 amino acids. Gene Ontology annotation, molecular function: RNA polymerase II cis-regulatory region sequence-specific DNA binding; DNA-binding transcription factor activity, RNA polymerase II-specific. Gene Ontology annotation, biological process: regulation of transcription by RNA polymerase II; anatomical structure development. Lineage: Eukaryota; Metazoa; Chordata; Actinopteri; Characiformes; Serrasalmidae.